Messenger RNA from Anisakis simplex (herring worm), 315 nucleotides. Lineage: Eukaryota; Metazoa; Nematoda; Chromadorea; Rhabditida; Anisakidae. The record is from the annotation of a GenBank genome assembly.
AUGCGUUCGAUAAGUGAAAUUCAUUUAGGCAUUCAUUGGUUUAUCAAUUUAUUGUGUCUUCAGGUAUCGUUUAUUGUUGAACGUCCAGAAUCGAGUGAGGCGAAAUGUUGGGCAAAAGAUGCGCUGAAGUCGGCCACAACUCGAACCUCUUCGACAGCACCACGUGAGAAAUACAAAUGGGCGAAAAUGUCCGCUGAACAACGAGCAAAGGUGGAACAACAACAGCAAUUACAGCAAAAACAACAACAACAACAAUCUGCUCAAAAUUUGUGCAUUCAUAAGGUAUAUUUCACACUGACUCCUCUUUUGUUUUAG